Vicia faba (fava bean) is the source of this 1302-nucleotide messenger RNA. Lineage: Eukaryota; Viridiplantae; Streptophyta; Magnoliopsida; Fabales; Fabaceae. The record is from the annotation of a GenBank genome assembly.
AUGAGUUUCCUCAAAUCCGUUUUCUCCGACGACCCCAACCCUUCACCACCCGAAUCCAACAAUGCUCCCCACCGCGAGUCGCCAAGCGCGCCGCGCAGUCCUUCCGCCGCGUGGAAGAAUCUUGGCAACCUAAUCAAAACCCUCAGCCAAAAAUCAGAAACCGUCAUCGAUAUCUACCGCCGCGAUCUUCAUGAAUUCGGCACCGGUUUGAAGAAAGAGAUAGAGGUCGCUCACGGCUCUCUUGAAACGGUGGGACACGUCAUCGAUCGAUUCGGGAAUACCGUGAUUAAAGGAACUGCGCAGAUUAUAUCUCAUGGCAAAGACGCGAUCCUCGAUUCCGAUUCCGAUUCAGACAACAGCAAUAACAGUAAGAAUAAGAAACAGAGUGGUUCAAAUUCGAAAUUAUAUAAUAGAUUUGAUUCUCAGGUUCGUGCGAUUCAGGGUGAUGCUAAGACUUUUAUAGAAGAACCGUUUGAUUUGGAGCGUUAUAAUAAGUGGAAAUUGGAGUUUUCGUUGGAAGGGAAAAGUGAUGAAAUGGAAGGGUUUCUAAAAGAGAAUGAGGCUAUGGAGAGUGUUUAUAAGAGGGUGGUUCCUAAUGUUGUUGAUAGUGAAACUUUUUGGUUUAGGUAUUAUUAUAAGCUUUAUAAGGUUAAGAAAGCCGAGGAUGUUAGGGCUAGGCUUGUGAAGCGAAUGUCGAGGGAAGAGGAUGAAGUGUUGAGCUGGGAUGUUGAAGAUGAUGAUCGUGAUGAUCAUGAUGUUCAUGAUGAUGAUGAGCAUGAUGAUGAUGAUGAGCAUGAUGAUGAUGAUGAUGAUGAUGAUAAUGAUGAGAAGAAUGGGAGAGAUGGUGGUGGGGAUUUUGAUGAUAGUGGUGUCGUGGAAAUUAAGGGAUUAGAUGAUUCUGGUGAGGAAGAGUCUAAGGUUGAAAAGCGAAAUAGUUUAUCAGAAAACAAGGUGAAGGAUGAAUCAAAAGUUGAUGAGGAUUUGGAGGUUGUUCAAGAGAAGGGUGAUGGUGAUGCAAGACAAGUUGAUGAUGUUAAGGAUUCUGUAGUUGAUUCGGAUAAGAAAAUGACAGUGGAGAGUAAUGUUGGCGAUGGAAAGGAGGGGCGAGAGGAAGUGGAGGAGAAAGAUCUUGAGUGGGAUGAGAUUGAGGAACUUGAUAGAUUUGAUGAAAAGAAGGCAGUGGGGAGUGGUAGUCCAAGCAAAAUUGAUAUACGGAAGCGGUUGAGUUCGGCCGUGGAAGAAGAAGACUUGAGUUGGAAUAUUGAAGAUGAUGAUGAUGAUGAUGAGCUUACCAAGGCUUGA